UUGAAACAAAGAGUUGAUUUUAUCUUUCUUCCAGGAUAUCCUCUUGGCCACCCUGAAGCUCCAUCUUACAAAGCUGAUCUUCUUUAUCUCAAAUCUAAGGUUGAUGCUGGCGCACAAUUUAUCAUUACUCAGCUGUUCUUCGAAGCUGAAGUUUUCGAGCAAUUUGUACGCGAUUGUCGCGAGAUGGGAAUUACGGUUCCUAUCAUUCCUGGAAUCAUGCCCAUCAUGGGUUACGACUCCAUCCGGCGGAUAGCAAAGCUUUCGCAAUUGACCAUUCCCGAAAAGGUACUUCUGGACUUGGAGCCUAUCAAACAUGAUGAUGAUGCGGUGAUGAAGUAUGGAACAGUCAAGGCCAUUGAGAUGUGUCGACGGAUUCUUUCGAGCGGAUCGGCACCUUCAAUACAUCUAUAUACUAUGAAUAGGGAGGGAGCUUGUCGGUAAGU
This is a messenger RNA of Cylicostephanus goldi, 443 nucleotides long. NCBI's taxonomy places the organism in Eukaryota, Metazoa, Nematoda, Chromadorea, Rhabditida, Strongylidae. The record is from the annotation of a GenBank genome assembly.